AUGUAUCCCGCGUGGGGUGGCGAAGACUAUUGGAAUGCGGGUGGCGGCGCGCAGCAGGCGCUUCAGCAGCCUGCCAAGGCUCUCUACGACCAAGUCGGGCUCUACAACAACACCUACAUGAACAAUAUGAAAAAUAUGCUAGCCGCGCAAUGGGCCGACAAUGCAAAUCCAUUUGCCUACAACCCACUUCAACAAGCCGCCACCUCGGCCGCAUUUCCGUCUGACCGAACUGUCGCGACGCUUUCCCAGCCCGUUUUCCCGUGGAUGAAGAUGUCCGGCCUAGGAGCCAAAAAUGGUGAAUCGAAGCGCACGCGCCAGACCUACUCCCGGACACAAACCCUUGAACUUGAAAAGGAAUUCCACUUCAACAAAUAUUUGACCAGGAAGCGACGCCAAGAAAUUUCGGAAACGCUGGCCCUAACCGAACGCCAAGUGAAGAUAUGGUUCCAGAAUCGUCGUAUGAAGCAUAAAAAGGAGACGAAGGGCGAAGGUGGACUUGACAACGAUAGCGAAGGUGACGAAGAAGACGACAAGAAAAGCCCGGGCGCCAACAAAAACCACAACAUGAUGAGCCCGAAUACCGUACCUCUUUCCGCAAAUUCCAUGCCCAGCCAUGAAACCCCA
Molecule: messenger RNA, 624 nt
Organism: Mesorhabditis spiculigera
Lineage: Eukaryota; Metazoa; Nematoda; Chromadorea; Rhabditida; Rhabditidae
Source: the annotation of a GenBank genome assembly